GUGGCAUUAGUUAAAUGGCGCCUAAAAAGUUUAGAUAAUCAGUCAUAUAGCCUACAUAGUCUCAAGUUCCAGAGUGUCUUUGUAACGUGCGGGGUCGGGGUGACGUCUUGCUGUCCCCAGAUCAGACCAGAGGAUUUGAUUCCUCUUCCUCCUCCCCGCAGCAGGUUUCGCUUCGGGAAGACCAGAGACAAACAACCCUAGCCCAUACUGGCGUGCCGAGGCGGAGACCACCGCGUCGUGGACAGUCAAUCACAAUGCAAAAAAAAAAAAUACGCACUGGACUCGCAACAACUCUUACUGCGGUUCUUCUUCAACAACAAAAACAAUAACAGAGUUUCCCGCACGGAUUACACGCUUCUUUAGAAGGAGGAUAAUAUUUCGACUGGGUUUGCGCGUUUGGAAGGAAAAUGCCCUUCUACAAGCGCACGCUAGUUCCCAAGGAUGUCUGUAAAAACGACACGAAGAGGCCAAAUGCGAAUUUCGGGGACUUGGUGGACGUGUGCGGGUUCUCUCUGUGUUCGGUGCUCCGACAGCUCUCGGAUUUAUCCCGACAGUCCGUCAGCAUCUUGGAAGAGCUCGAGGGCGAGCUCGUGUCUAUCUGUCUCCGGUCGGAAACGCUCGAGGGCAAGGUGAUUAGUUUACAACGGCACAUCACCGCGCUCUCCAAAAAGCCACCGCCAAAGACCACUACCAUCUUGGACGCGGAGUCGAAGCGUAGCGCGUCGGCGGCGGCGGCGGCGGCCCACUUCCGGUCUCCAUGGCAACAGAGUGUUAAUGUGUUUGGCUCGUGGAGCAGGCCGGACUGUGUUCAGGAGUUACACCAGGAGGCUCAGCUUAACCUGCAGAGUCUGCUGCAAGACUUUGAAGAGCAGCUGUAUGACACCAAGUUAACAGGCCAGACGUUUCGCCACCCGACAGCUUCCUCCCAGAGUUCUGACGAUACGUCCACCACCCUGAGUCGUUCCCCUGUCUCCCUCAACAACAAGAGACCUGAAUUCAUCUUCCUGCCGGCGUCUAAGGGGCAGGUGUGUGAGGAGGAUGAGACCUCCUCAGUAGGAAUCAAUAGGGGUGUAGACGCAUUCCCCUCUCCAUCACCCUGUGGGUCAGAUCGCCCUCUGGUGGUGUGGAGUAGUACCUCUCUAGGACCCCCCGUGGCCGAGAAACCCCGCUGGCACCUGGGACAACGGACACCCGCUCACCUGCUCCCCCUCGACGUCACAGGUGAGGGUAAAAUCCUGGGCGUAGACCUCCUCCAGGGCUCCUGUUCCCCCUCUCUGUCCCUGGGCUGCGGCGUCACCGGUCAGCCCCGGUCUCUGGAGCCCAUCUCAGACACCCCUGUCCAGCACCUUACCCUGAGGAAGACCCACAGUGACCUGGACCCCAGCCUCAGCCUGCCCCAGUCCCCCCGGACGCCCCCUCCUACCAUGGGCACCAUGGACCACUCUGCUACCCUUCUCUGCUCCAACUCCCCGUCUCAGUCCUGGAAUGGCCCUAAAGGCUCUACCUUCUCUCCUGGUGUCUGGAGUGAGGCCUAUAGUUAUAAUUUAGCUCCCAAUCCGCUAGGAAAGGGACCGGCGACCAUGCCCAAAACGGUGGGGAUGGUUGGGGGGGUAGGGGGGCAGGGUGGGGGGUUGUUGUGCCCCUCUCAGACCAGUUUGGGACUCUCCGGGAGCUCGGGGUCGCAGUCUCACUCUAGUUCGUUCACGUCGAUAUCGGAGCCGUCCGGUCUCAGGCACCCGGUAACCAUGGUUAUGACGACGGGGAGGCGGAGCGAGACAGAGGGCGCGGCGGCUAGCCCCGCAGGGGGACAGAUGGGGUCAGAAAGAGGGGUGGGAGGAGGAGAAAGGAGGGAGAGGUCGGCAUAUUCCAUCGCUGCGGCCAACGCAUUCAAGUUCCGCGAGCGCUCUCUCUCCACGCCGACAGACUCCGGUUCGUUCUGCUCCACAGAUAACGUCAGUGGCGGGAUGUACAGUGUCACUGCGGUAACAGGAGCCGGUAACGGGACGAACGGGGGUGUUCCAACAGAAAUGCACAGCCACCACCACUAUCAGCUCCGUGGUGAGAAGGGGGAGAGCUAUGCCCUCCUGUAUCCCAGCGGGAGCUCCGAGGACGGUAGCGCCAGCGUCGACAACAUCUCCGUAACCGACGGCAGCUUCCCCCAGGACGGUCGCCUACGGUUACGCUCUCGCUCCAUCUCGCUAAAGAAGUCCAAACACAAACCCCCUCCGCCGGUCCGGAGCGUCUCUCUCAUGAAGAAUUUAGGGGACACCGAUGGGUGUGUACACGGCCGUGACAGGGGUCACUACCGGGAUGGACGCCCAAAAUCCCUCCACAUCCCACGGGAACACCUCCAGGACUUCCAGCCAGACUUUCUCCUACCCUCCUCCUCCUGCCGCUCCAAGCCUGAUCUGGAGGAUCCCGAGCUGGGCUACGGUGGGAUGGAUGGGCCCCCUGGCCUGGAGGUCCAAGGACCCGACAACACGGAGCUGUCCUCCCCAGCCCACUGGCAGCUGGGGGAGUGGAAGUCUUCUGAUCCCUACCAGUCAUGGUCUGGGUCUAGCACCGCCACAGGGACUACUGUCGUAGACUGUAUAAAGGUUCGAGGCAGUUCAGAGUCUCUCCUGGAUUCCCCGUCUACAUCCCGAGCCUCCUCCCCCUCCCUCCUCUCCAUCGAGUCGACCAAAGCCUCCUCCCCCUUCAAACCUCCAGGACUCAUGUCCCCUUCCAGCGGCUACUCUAGCCAAUCAGAGACACCCACGCCCAUCACCCCCUCCAAUCAGGUCGCGGGAACAACAACAGGGCCCGCCUCCACAUUGGGGUGUAAGAUGCGCCCCAAAAUCCCUGAGAGGAAGUCUUCGCUGCCUGUGACCUCGCCGCGUGACCCAGCCUCCCGGUCGAGGCUUUCCUUCGAGAUGCCGGUUAACGCUCAUCUAGACUUGUCCUCCAUCAAACCGAAACAGAAGGCCAGCAGGCGUCAUUCUGACACAUCCACUGCAGCCAAGCCCGGUAAACUGAGUUCCGGCAGUCAAUCAUCUCUCCCCGUGGUGACCACGAACGAGCUCCGGAACAUUCGCCUGCGUUCCGUCUCCCGUAAUGACCUGGAGGACUUCCCAGACGGAGCGUCUGAUGACAUCAUCGAGGAGGAGCAGGGUCGUGACCUUUCCCCCCCGCCCGUCACCCCUGGUGUCAACUCCCUCGGGCCCCUCGUUGCCUCCAAGCCCAAGCCUCCGGUCGCAGUGAAACCCCCGUUACCCAAACGGCCCUUCAGCCUCCUCCUCAAGUGCCCCUCCUCCUCCCCCGUUGCCUCCGACUCCCCCCCUACCUCCCCCAUUGACCCUCCCCGGCCCAUGCCCAACCCCAGCAUUUACAUGGUGGUAGGUAGGAAGCCCAAGCUGAAGAAAGCCCUCCCUUACCCCCCCACUAGCCCUUGUAGACCCCUGGACCAAACCCAAACCUUCCCUCUCCAUCACCACCAGGGUCUCUACAAUCUCCCCUCCUUCCCCCACAUCCAGUCCCUGUACGACCUCCCUCCUCUCCCCCUGCCCCAGCCACUGCUGGAGGACCCCGCCUUGGAGCCGGAGUUCGACCCAGACUUGGAGCUCCAUCUUGGGCCUGAGGGUGGAUGGUCGCUUCCCUCUCCCUGUAGUAACCUGGAGGUGGUGGAGACUCAGGAUAAGAGCAGGACUCUCCCUAGCAGGAUGACCAUCUCCUGUCUGGCCGAACUGGACAAGAAGAAACCCAAGGUUCCUCCACCAGUUCCCAAGAAGCCCAACAGUCUCCUUCUUCCCUCCAACUCCACCACGGUGCAUUCCAACGGUACCACUGACAGACAGGGAACACAGAUGGACGGCCCAGCCGCUCUCCGCUCUCCUGUUGGAGCGUUCCCACCUGAGGAGAUUCCCGGUAAAGAGGAAAACCAGGAAAACCAACUGGGAACAGAUGAACUGGGAACAGAUGAGGAGAGCUCAAUGGAGUCUCCAUUACAGUCUUCAUUGCAUGAUUGUUCUCUUACAGACCUGGAGGGGAGGAUGGCCACUGUAGAGAUAGGGACAGGUGAUGAUGCAGUGGAGGAGAACGUUGAGCAGAGUAGUUUGGACUUUAGUGGUAAAACGGAACUCCACAUCACCGAGGAAACGGAUGAUGAUGUCGGUGGACACACACCCAACACACACAACAUGGAGGACCUCUUCACCAAAAUACACAGGUCGAAGAGAAAAGUCCUGGGUCGUAAAGAACGAGGGGACUCAUUCGGCAGCCGCCAGAGUCUGGUCUCCCCAGUGAAGCACAGCACCAGCGGGGGUGACCUCCAAACCUUGACCCUGGGCUCCACGCUGCGGUCCAGCUCGCGGAACGACAACUUCAUGGCCCUGUUACAGAAGAAGGGCAGUAAGUCCAGCAGGGGAGGGACACGCCUCUCUGCCAUGGAACUCCUCAAGAGCACAAACCCCCUCGCGCGACGCAUCACGGAAUUCUCGGCGUCGUCGGAUGGAGGAGGGGAUACGACCACCGGUAAUAACGGGACCAGACCGCCCCAGGACCAAUGAGUCCCGGACCGACCCUCUCUCUCUCCUACUAAAGAGAUUCUUACUGUAACCUCACCAACACCAAUAGCUGGCUGGCAAAGUAGAGGUUGAAUAUAUAACCACUUGUCAACCAUUGAUCGACCAUGUAAACGGACCGUUGAUGGAAGAAUGAAUAUCCAACCAGACCACUCAACCACUGAUGGACCGAUCAUUAACCGCCCAAGGGUUGGACACGAUGGUCACAGCUGUCAUCAAAAGAGUUUUGUUUCUAAACACGGUCCAUCCUGUUAUGAAGGUGUUUCAUUUGCUAAGGUCUCAACGCAGUCCAACCUGUUAUGAAGGUGUUUCAUUUGCUAAGGUCUCAACGCAGUCCAACCUGUUAUGAAGGGUUUCAUUUGCUGCGUUGGAGGAAUUUUGAGUCAAUGCUUCGACUCACCAAUCCUGUUCACGUAUUUAUACUUUGCUGUGUGAAUGGUACUGUGGAUCCAGGCUCAUUGUGUGAAUACUAUACUAGGGAAAGAAGGAUAGAUUAGAUAAUACCUUCACUCUGGGAGCCUGAACGUAUGACUGGCAAUGAUGUGGAAAUGAAUCUGAUUCAACCAUGGAAACACCACCAAUGUCUACUAUCAACGGGCCAUCCAAAAACUGCCAGAUUACAGGCCAAUGCUGGUAAAAUAAACCACAUUGAACUUAAGUCUUUUGAAUACAUGGUGUGGGUGUGUGUUAUAUUAAAAACGAGAAUGGUCAUAUACUAUGGUUAUUACGGUCCAAAACAUUCUACAGGAAGAUUGACUGUUGGACCUGGUACCAAGCCCUGCUCCUUUACAUUUGAAUCAAAGUAGUUGGACGACAUCAUACAGAGGUAGUUCACAACAACGACAUCAUACAGAGGUAGUUCACAACAACGACGGCAUACAGAGGUAGUUCACAACAACGACAUCAUACAGAGGUAGUUCACAACAACGACAUCACACAGAGGUAGUUCACAACAACGACAUCAUACAGAGGUAGUUCACAACAACGACAUCAUACAGAGGUAGUUCACAACAACGACAUCAUACAGAGGUAGUUCACAACAACGACAUCAUACAGAGGUAGUUCACAACAACGACAUCACACAGAGGUAGUUCACAACAACGACAUCAUACAGAGGUAGUUCACAACAACGACAUCAUACAGAGGUAGUUCACAACAACGACAUCACACAGAGGUAGUUCACAACAACGACAUCACACAGAGGUAGUUCACAACAACGACAUCACACAGAGGUAGUUCACAACAACGACAUCAUACAGAGGUAGUUCACAACAACGACAUCACACAGAGGUAGUUCACAACAACGACACCACACAGAGGUAGUUCACAACAACGACAUCAUACAGAGGUAGUUCACAACAACGACAUCACACAGAGGUAGUUCACAACAACGACAUCACACAGAGGUAGUUCACAACAACGACAUCAUACAGAGGUAGUUCACAACAACGACAUCACACAGAGGUAGUUCACAACAACGACAUCACACAGAGGUAGUUCACAACAACGACAUCACACAGAGGUAGUUCACAACAACGACAUCACACAGAGGUAGUUCACAACAACGACAUCACACAGAGGUAGUUCACAACAACGACAUCACACAGAGGUAGUUCACAACAACGACAUCACACAGAGGUAGUUCACAACAACGACAU
Messenger RNA from Salmo salar (Atlantic salmon), 6217 nucleotides. Lineage: Eukaryota; Metazoa; Chordata; Actinopteri; Salmoniformes; Salmonidae. The record is from RefSeq and is a predicted model, not a curated record.